Trichoderma gamsii is the source of this 2925-nucleotide messenger RNA. RefSeq lists its product as hypothetical. Gene Ontology annotation, cellular component: nucleus. Gene Ontology annotation, molecular function: ATP-dependent H2AZ histone chaperone activity. The coding region runs from base 1 to 2925 and encodes 974 amino acids. The record is from RefSeq and is a predicted model, not a curated record. The transcript has 2 exons. NCBI's taxonomy places the organism in Eukaryota, Fungi, Ascomycota, Sordariomycetes, Hypocreales, Hypocreaceae. Gene Ontology annotation, biological process: regulation of DNA-templated transcription; chromatin remodeling.
AUGUCGAUAAUGGAUCCCGAAUCGGCGCAGCAGUCCGAGUCGCAGCUCUCGGCGCCACCCCCUCUCAGCGACCUGGACAGCAGCUCCGACAGCGACAGCGAAGCCGAGGAUUCAUCAAAGCCAGCGUCGAAGCGAGAGCCUGAGUCGGUAGAAUGGCUCGCCACGUCGAGGUCGCGGCGGUCCACGGCGGGCAAUCGCAUGAAGUCGAUGCUGGCCAACGAAGAGCCCGAUUCCGACCUCGAGCUGCUGUUUGCCGAAGACGAGGACGACCAGGGCUUCACGGAUGCCGGCGACGAUGCGUCCGAUGUGCAGAUGGACUCGUCGUCCGACGAUGAGGGCGAGAAUAAUGCGGGCGAUGAGCUUGAGGGCGAGCAGGAGCUGGAGCGGCAGGCGAGAGAAAGGCGCGCUGCUCAGCGGAAGCGAAAAGCCCAGGAGGCCAUCCCGGCCAAGUUCAGGAAGAAAGUCCGCAUCCAGCCGGCAGCCUCCGAGUCGUCGACGCCGGCUCCUGCGCCUCGUCCUAAGAAGAAAUCCGAGCGCACGUCGUGGCUGCCGUCGCCGGCCGAUCUGCCCACCCGAGCAUCAUCCCGAAAGACGACGCGCAUGUCGAAAGAGCAGCUUCACCAGCAGAUGAUUGAGCGGGAGGAGCGGCGGCUGAAGCAGCUAGAGCAGAUGCAGAAGAAGGCGGCGCGGAUGGAGGCGCUGAAGAAACCGCCCAUGACGCAGGAAGAUCGGUUGCGAGAGGCGGCGAUUGUGGAGAAGCGUAAUAGCAAGAGCUUGAAUCGAUGGGAGGUGGCGGAGAAGCAGAGGGAAGAGGAGCGGCGGGCGAAGCUAGCGGCGUUGAAUCAGAGGACGCUGAAGGGGCCGGUGAUUACCUUUUGGACGGGGCUGGGCGAGGCGAGGCGGGUUGUGAUUGAGGAGGAGAAGCCGAAGAGGAAGAGGGUGGACAAGAAGGACAAGGAUAAGGACAAGGACAAGGGCAAGGGAGCUGAGGCUACGAAGGAUGGUGGUGAUGCUGUCAGUGCGACGGCGGGCAAGGAUGUGAAGGAGAAUAUCGUUCCUCAAGAAGGCCAACAGCAGACGGAUACAUCGACCAAAGUGGCAGCCGACGAUGACAAUGCUGCCACUGAGACGAAAUCGAAAGAGAAGACAGCGUCGACACCGACACCAGCACCAGCACCAGCACCAGCAGCGGGCGAGACCAAGACUGCAGAUGCAGCACCUCCUCUCAAACAAGAGGAUGACGAGAAGACAGGGCCCUCAAAGUCAACUCCGGACGCGCCAUCAUCAUCACAACCUCCUGAUGCUACCGUUUCUCCCACUGCUGCUGCUCCAGCUACUGCUGCUGCCUCUUCUAGCACUGGCCCCCUUUCUCCUACUGCUUCUUCGACCGCAAAGCCACCUGGAGAUGUUCAAACAGCCCAGCCAGUAAUAGCUGCGCCUUUACUAUCUCCGCCGCUAUUAUCUCCUCCGCCUCUAUCUAGCGGUCUAGCAGCGCCUGCAUCUGCCUCGCCGUUAUCCGCACCACCUCGCCAGACGUCUCCGUUGGCAGCUCCCACGGGUGUUGGCAGUCCACGACCCAUAGAGGCAGGCAAACCAUCCGGCGUGCUCGCACUUCCAGUUCUUGCGCCUCCGCCCGCCAUGAACAUGGACUACCUCCCGAGCCCAGCACCAAAAUCCAAUAUCCUCGCCCUUCCAAAUGCAUCCUUAACGCAGACUGCACUGGCACCUCCCACACAGAUCCAGCCUCCUGGUUCCACGGCUGUUGCUGCACACGUCUCUACCGAGCCAAUCUUCACAAAUACCGUUCUACGACCUAUAAUUCCUGAACCUGAGCCAAUCAACAAAACGGCAAGCCCUAGUCUUUCAGAGCCGCCUUCUCAGCUUGCCCCUGGCCCGGCUGAGGCCCCUGAGACUACCACUCGUAACGUCAUCAUCUUUCAGAACUUCGAUGAGAAUGCCAUUCAAGAUAAGAGCAUACAGACUCAAAUUCUGUUUGGCCGCAAGAUGAACAAACUCUCCAAACCCGCCCCUGCUCCAAUCUGCGUCAUCACAGGCCUCCCAGCCCGUUACAAAGACCCAGAAACUGGUCUCCCUUACCACAACGUCGCUGCUUACCGAGAACUUCAGCGUCUUGGCCGCAAAGAGCUCAGCUGGAGCGCCCUCCUCAACGCCUGGGUAGGCAGCUCGAAGAUGGCAGCUCGUGGCGUGCCGGCACGUUUCCUCGAUCCGAAUGCUCCCACCAAAACACCCGAGGAGAGAGAAAAGGAGAGACUGGCUCAGAUAAGAGCGGUCCCGCCGCAGCCUCAGCCUCCACCGGUGCAGCAACACCAUCAGGCACCGCCGGCGGCCGUGGUGGCAGCAGCUCAUAAAGCCCCUCCGACGCAACAUCACGUACAGCAACAGAGACCAGCAGCGGCAACGCAGCAAUUGCGAGCACCCCAGCCGUUUCAGGCACCGCAACAACCGUAUGGGCAGCAUCAGCAACUGGCAAGGCCUCAACAGCCGCAACCUUCUCCUCCACAACUACAGCCACCCCAACAGCUUCCAAACAGGCCGUCUCCAAAUCCUCCACCUCCGCAAAAACAGCAACAGCCGGUAUCAAACACCACUCCUACUGUGCCUCCAGCACAAGCUGCUCCAUCACAAACUACUCCACCACAGGCCCCUCCUCCACAAUCAUCUCCUCUCCCAGCUACACAACCAGCUGCGCAACAACAAGACCAACAACCCACCCCUACACCGCCACCUCCAGCUCCCUCUCAAGCUACCCAAAGCCCCGUCCAGAAAACAACAACUCAUCAACCGCCAGCAGCUCCUCCUCCUGAACCGCAGUUUCAGGCCGGAGGAGAGGCUACCACAGGUGGAUCGCAAGUAGCGCCUGUGGAGAAGGAGCCACUGCCGACCACAACGGCGGCGCCAGAAUAA